This is a messenger RNA of Naegleria lovaniensis, 1170 nucleotides long. RefSeq lists its product as uncharacterized. NCBI's taxonomy places the organism in Eukaryota, Heterolobosea, Eutetramitea, Acrasida, Naegleriidae. The coding region runs from base 1 to 1170 and encodes 389 amino acids. The record is from RefSeq and is a predicted model, not a curated record. The transcript has a single exon.
AUGAAACGAAGUCUUAUUGAGAAUGACGAUCAAAAACUUGUUGAUGAAAGAAAUGAAGCAUCGUUACGAGUGAAAUCCGAACAAUUAUCAUCAAAGAAAUUUAAAGAAACUCCAUCUUUAGUUCUUGAUCAUUCAAUGAAAAAAGACUCAUCUCCGUUACUACGAACAAUAGAAACAACAACAACAGAUCACUCUCAUCUUUUACUUCCCGAAAUUAUUUUCAAAAUCAUGCAAUUUCUAGAUGAGAGAUCACGAUGUUUGAAUUGUCGAUUAAUAUGUUCUCAAUAUGAAGCUGCCUAUAUUGAACUAUCUAAAAUUGAACUAUUAGAGUUGUGGAAUCAAUUGAAUUCAUGUUGUCUUGUUCCACUCAAAGAAGAGGCUCCUUCACAAGAAGAGAUUGAAAAACUUGAAUUGUGUUUUAAUUUUAAACUUUCAUGGCAUUGGAAGACAUUCUUAUCACAAACCAACGGAAGACCAAAUUGGAAUUUAAAGCUUGUUCAUCCAAGUAAUAUAAUUUAUCCAAUUGAAGAAUGGGAUUAUUUAUCAAACAUUACUAGAGACCAUUUUGGUUUGGCAAAUAAGGAUGCUUGUAUUUGCAUUGGUAGAUUGUCUACUGAAAAGCUUUUAAUUAUGGAUAUAAUGACACAGGUACUAUAUUUAACGAAAGGAAUGAAUCAAUUCGAACAACUGGGACUACUUAAAACGUGGUUUUCAGAUCUCAGAAAAGCGAUUGCACCUAUUGGAGAGUUUGUUAGGAUUUAUGGUAUUUCUGAAUUGAAUGUAAAAUAUGCGAAAGAGUGUAACACUGUUGAGAGAGCUCUAGAAUUGAUUUCAAAGAAUCCAUUUUAUUAUACAGUGUUCAACAAGAAUCUCAAAUGCAACCUACAAAUUGUCAAGUCCAUGAUACCUUACCAUUCCAUGUUGCUCGACAUUUCAUUCAAAAAGAAUAAGGAAUUUAUAUUACAACACUUAAAUCAAUCCAUGAAUUUGUUUAUACAUGCCGUUCGUGAAUUGAAGCGAGAUGUCGACUUGCAGAACGCAUUUGUUUUCAUUGCUAAAAGAACCAAUAAUCAAUAUUUGAGUUUUUAUGUGAAUGCCAAUUUGAAUCAACCUGAAGAUUUAUUACAACAAUUGAUACAACCAAACGUGCAAGAUUUCUCCUAUGACUGA